UCUGAGAUUGGACCUUUCUUUAGUUCUUUUCCGUGAGAUCCUUUUAAAUAGAUGCCUGGGACUGAACAUGAGGCCUUGUGCAUGGACAGCAUGUGCUAUUUAGCUGCGGUCCUUCUGGGUCAAUCAAUUGGUUCCUCCAGCCAUCUCACAGUCUUGGCUUUCAAGAUCCAGUACAAUUUUUUUUCCCUGCUGGCUUGUUCACAUGAUAAGCAGCUGGUCUUUAUAUUGGAGCAUCCCUCGCCGUUAACAGCAGCUCUUUUUUUGCCCUCCCAAGGCUCAGCUCAACUUCAGCAAUGCAGGCUUCAGCGUCAGGACAGAAACCAGCAAGGAUGGCUGCCUUCUCCCGGACAGAUACAUUCUGUGCUUCCCACAGGCUAGCCUGCAAACUAUUGAGUGAAGCUGAGAAUCGGAAGUUGUUCGGGAAGAGCAGUCAGUGGCAUGGGCACAACUUCAAAGUUGUGGUGACGGUCCGUGGAGAAAUCAAUCCCACUUCAGGGAUGGUGGUAGACCUGAGAGAUUUGAAAGCAUACAUGAAGGAGGCAAUCACAGAGCCCCUUGACAGAAAAGACCUAGAUCAAGACAUCCCCUAUUUUGCCAACGUUGUAAGCACAACAGAGAAUCUUGCCUUAUUCAUCUGGGACAAUCUCCAGAGGCACUUGCCCAGGGGAGCUCUUUACAAAAUAAAACUGUAUGAAACGGAGGAGAAGAGCAUCAUCUAUAAAGGAGAAGGAUCCACUCCAGUCUCUGUCAUGGGCAUGUGUACAGUGCCUCUGCUCUCCCUGGACGACAAGAAGCUUUGUAAUGGCUGUGAAAAGCAUGAUACGCCCAAUCUUGACUGCUUCUUUCCUGCUAACGGCUCAGAGCCAAGCAACAAGUGA
Molecule: messenger RNA, 878 nt
Organism: Eublepharis macularius
Lineage: Eukaryota; Metazoa; Chordata; Lepidosauria; Squamata; Eublepharidae
Product: 6-pyruvoyl tetrahydrobiopterin synthase-like
Exons: 6
Coding region: 294-878 (194 amino acids)
Cellular component (GO): mitochondrion
Source: RefSeq, a predicted model, not a curated record